GCGGAGACAAGGGUAUGCCUGGGUAUUCCUUGGAAUACCCAAGAUUUCAGCACAAAAAAUAAAUACAUAUACCAAAAUACAUGUAUAUUCUAUUUUUUAAUUACCAAGAUGCAAAAGCCCACCAAGUUGGAGUGAGCAGCCGAACAGCCCAUCAUUUGGCUAGGCCCAAGAGCAAAAGUGAAGAGGCCAUCUCCCGUCAGCUCCCACUGGCCUUGCCCUUUCCUAUUCUGAGCAUCGUGCUCGUGGGCGGCUCCCAAGCGGAAGCAGCGGCGGCGCAUCUCGCUGUGGCCUAUGAGUCUGUGACUGUUCGAGCUGCGGAGGCCACAUCUCAGCCGGCAAGCAGGUAGCCAGUGCGGUGGCGACCGACGACGGGCGGCCGGUGACCAGCAACCAGCAGCCAGCAAGCACCGGCGCGUCAUCGAUCUCAAUUGCAGCAGGCAACUAGAUGAAGAAGAAGGCUACUAGCAGUAUAUUUACAUUAUGGGAGAAAGCAAAGGCAAAAAAGCAGAUUUGGCAUCUACACCAAAUCCUCCUCCUGUUGAGAUCGAGAACAAUUUGCAGAUAGCACUUGUGCAAGCACAGGAUGAUGAUGAAGCACUGGCACAGUCCGCUGUUGAAGCAAAUGAUGAAGCUCCCCAAUCGGACAGAGGCUCCCCAACUCCAAUUGUACAAGAUGAUGCAGCAACUGAUGAAGAGGGUGAAGAUGGAGCAGAUUUGGAAGCACUUGAGCAUGAUCCUGGGAAGCGAAUAGCCAUCUCAAGGUAUGCUGUAAAUGACCAAGAUAGAGUUAGAAGGAGAUAUAUUGAGUUGGGUCCAUGUCAGCCAAAGAAUCAUGAUUUUCCAUAUAGAGACAUAAGUGGUCAUCCACGCCGCUUUUGCCCAGUUUGGUUUAAGCAAAAUAAGUGGCUUGAGUACAGUGUAGAAAGAGAUGCCGCUUUCUGUUUCGUUUGCUAUUUGUUCAAAGAUAAAAGAAAAUGCCCAGGUGGUGAUACAUUUGUGAAGGGUGGGUGGCGAAAUUGGCACCUAAAAUCAAGAUUGAAAAAACACAUGGGUACUGUCAGUAGUGCUCAUGCUGAAGCUCAAGAGAAAUAUGAUAGGUUCACUACACCAAGAACAUCAAUUCGAGAGUCUAUUGCUUCAAACACCACGCAGUACAAAGCUUUAUAUAAGCUUCGUUUGACAUGGACACUCAAGUGCUUAAGGUUUCUAUUGCGCCAAGGCUUGGCAUUUAGAGGGCAUGAUGAAAGUGAAGACUCGCUAAACAAAGGAAAUUUCCUUGAGCUUUUAAAUUGGCUUGCAGGAAAUUUUGAAGAGGUUGACAGGGUGGUUCUAAAGAAUGCUCCACAGAACUGUAAGAUGACAUGCCAUCAAGUACAACAUGAGCUCAUCAAAUGUUGUGCACAAGAGACUACUAAGCUAGUAAUUGAGGAACUUGGUGGUCAAAACUUUGCAAUACUUGCUGAUGAGUCUGCUGAUGUGUACCAGAAUGAACAGCUAGCUGUUUGCUUGCGUUACGUUGAUAAGAAAGGAAGGGCAGUUGAAAGAUUUCUUGGUGUUGCCCAUGUUGAAGAUACUAGUGCUAUGACACUUAAGGCUGCAGUGGAGCAUAUGCUUAUGAAGUAUAAUUUGACCUUUGCAAUGGUUCGUGGGCAAGGAUACGAUGGAGCUAGCAAUAUGAAAGGUAAUGCUAAUGGGCUGAAAAAACUUAUUAUGGAUGAGUCUCCAUAUGCCUAUUAUGUUCAUUGCUUUGCUCAUCAGCUGCAAUUAACUCUUGUUGCUGUUGCUAAGGAGAGUGGGGAUUGCACAUGGUUUUUUGGACAGCUUGUUAUCUUGUUAAAUGUUCUUGGCAAUUCUUGCAAAAAGAUGAGAAUGCUUCGAAUGGCUCAGGCUGAGGAACUAAUUGAUGCAUUAGAGUUGGAGGAAGAAGAAACCGGAAAGGGUUUGAAUCAAGAAAUGGGUUUGGGAAGGCCGUGUGAUACUUGUUGGGGCUCUCACUACAAAACUGUGAUGCAUGUUAUCUCUAUGUAUCCUGCAAUCAGGCGUGUUUUGGUGAAGAUUGGAAAAGAGUAUACUACAGCGGAGGCUCAAUCAGCUAUGACUAUGUUGACAUCAUUUCGGUCAUUCGAGUUUGUAUUCAUGGCACACUUGAUGCAAGAAAUAUUUGGUUAUACCGAGGACUUGAGUAGGGCCUUGCAAAAGAAAGACCAGGAUAUUGUGAAUGCCAUGGAGCUUGUUGAUCUUACAAAGUUUCAUUUGCAGUGCUUGCGGGAAGAGGAAGGAUGGAAUAAUUUUCUUCAGAGGGUUACUUCUUUUUGUGUGAAGUACAAGAUUAAAGUUGUUGACAUGGAGGGUUCUUAUUAUCCUGUUGGGAGGCCUAAAAGAGGGUUCUAUAAUGGCGCAAUGAACUAUCAUCGCUUCCAUGUUGACAUGUUUGUGAGCGUCAUUGAUAGGCAACUUCGAGAACUGAAUGACAGAUUCGAUGAGCCACUGCUAGUGUUGAAAGAGUAUUUUCCACACUGAAUUAUGUGAAGAACAAGCAAAGGAACAAAAUGGGUGAUGAAUAUUUGAACAAUUGCUUGGUUACAUUUAAUGAGAGGGAAUUCUUUAGUCAAGUGAAAGACGAGGAUAUCAUCAAUCUCUUCCAACAAGGGGAUCGUAGAGUUAUAUUGUAGUAAUUGUUACUAUUUUAUAAUAUUUAUGUUUCGAACUUGUACUUUGGUUAUUAUUAUGGAUUCGAUAAAUGUAAUGGCUGUUAUAACUUUUCAUUCACUAUAUUAUAUACAUUUUGCUUCAA
Panicum virgatum (switchgrass) is the source of this 2794-nucleotide messenger RNA. RefSeq names its product zinc finger MYM-type protein 1-like. The transcript is spliced from 4 exons. Lineage: Eukaryota; Viridiplantae; Streptophyta; Magnoliopsida; Poales; Poaceae. The coding region runs from base 481 to 2520 and encodes 679 amino acids. The record is from RefSeq and is a predicted model, not a curated record.